AUGGCACUGCAGCGUGCUGCCUCCGUGCUCGCCACCGCGCUGGUGCUUACAUCCAUACUUACUGUAUUGAUUCUUCCGUGGGCGUGUGGCGUGUGCUACGGGGUGCACGGCGACCGCCUGCCGAAGCCGGCCGAGGUCGUGCAGCUCUACAAGUCCAAGGGCAUCACCGCCAUCCGCCUCUACGAGCCGGACGUCCAGACGCUCCUGGCCCUCAACGGGAGCAACAUCGGCGUCCUCAUCGACGUGGCCGACGAGAACGUGCCCCGCCUCGCCUCCGGCGCCGCCCAGGCGGACCUCUGGGUCCAGCUCAACAUCAAGCGCUACUACCCGGGCGUCUCCUUCCGGUACAUCGCCGUCGGCAACGAGCUCGCCGGCGCAGCCACGCGGAGCAUCCUCCCGGCCAUCAAGAACCUCAACGCCGCGCUCGCCAAGGCCGGCAUCAAGGGCAUCAAGGUGUCAACGGCCGUCAAGAUGGACGUGCUCGCCACCUCCUCGCCGCCCUCCUCCGCCGUCUUCAAGGACGACUACAUGAAGCAGAUCGUGGCGCUCCUCGGCACCACCGGCGCGCCGCUGCUGGUCAACGUGUACCCCUACUUCGCCUACAUCGGAGACCAGAAGAACAUCGACCUCAACUUUUCCCUCUUCCAGCCGAGCUCCAGGGUCAUCAAGGACAACGGGCUCAGCUACACCAACCUCUUCGACGCCAUGGUCGACGCGGUGUAUGCGGCGCUGAGGAGCGCCAAGGUGCAGGUGCCCGUCGUGAUUUCCGAGAGCGGCUGGCCGUCAGCUGGAGGCGUCGGCGCCAGCGUGGCCAACGCGCGGACGUACAACCAAAACCUCAUCAACCACGUCGGCAAGGGCACGCCCUCUAAGUCGCAGCCGCUGGAGACCUACGUAUUCGCCAUGUUCAAUGAGAACCGCAAGACGGGGGCUGAGACGGAGAAGCACUUUGGGCUUUUCAAUCCGGAUAAGUCGCCGGUGUACCCUAUUAAAUUCUGAAUGUUUCGUGUCUGAAAG
Molecule: messenger RNA, 1017 nt
Organism: Aegilops tauschii subsp. strangulata
Lineage: Eukaryota; Viridiplantae; Streptophyta; Magnoliopsida; Poales; Poaceae
Product: glucan endo-1,3-beta-glucosidase GII-like
Biological process (GO): carbohydrate metabolic process
Molecular function (GO): hydrolase activity, hydrolyzing O-glycosyl compounds
Source: RefSeq, a predicted model, not a curated record